Cataglyphis hispanica is the source of this 3327-nucleotide messenger RNA. RefSeq names its product protein sel-1 homolog 1 (gene Hrd3). The record is from RefSeq and is a predicted model, not a curated record. The coding region runs from base 387 to 2696 and encodes 769 amino acids. NCBI's taxonomy places the organism in Eukaryota, Metazoa, Arthropoda, Insecta, Hymenoptera, Formicidae. Gene Ontology annotation, biological process: ERAD pathway. Gene Ontology annotation, molecular function: protein binding. Gene Ontology annotation, cellular component: endoplasmic reticulum membrane. The transcript is spliced from 6 exons.
UAACACGAACAGCUGAUUCGGCGAGUAAUGUUUUCCCGCGUGGUAUAACAUAACAAAACGUACGGUUCGUGGAGAGUGGAAAGCGCGACAGAUCAAAUCUAUAUUGUUCUGGAAGUCUGUCUCUAUCUCUCUUUCUCUUGCGGCUAUCUUGUUUUUGUUGACACGAGCGGCAAGAUGUGUAUUGACGUGUCCUGAUGACGUAAUUGGUCGAAGAGGCAAGACAGUUCUCACGAAUGUCCACGUAUGUACAUACAUAUGUGCGAUCAAUCGCGCACUUUGUAUAUCGCGUGCCUGCUGGAACGAUGAGCAUGUUAAAGUCACCGGCAUUCGGUGUUUUGUAAUGUGAGGAAUCGUGUUGAAAGAAAAAAAAAGAAUUUCACCGAGCUAUGAAGUCCAACGGGGGCGCCGUGUUCCUGCUGUUCCUAGCGUUCUUGUCACUUGCGUUGUGCACGGAAUCGGAGAAUGGCUCGAAGAAGCGCGGCGAUAUUACGCGUCAAAAGUCAAAUUCAAAGGAGGAGACGGAGGAGGAGACCGCCGUCGAAGACAUGGAGAAUGCCUUCGAGCGUCUGCACGAGCUGAGCGUUUUGCGCGAUACGAUAUUGAAGCUGGUACCGGCAUCUGAUCCAAUUUACGAAAAGAUUAGCAAGCAGGUUGGCAGGAAGGACGAAGAGAGCAAGACGGAGACCUUGGAAAGUUCUAGCAAGGAGACCUUGGAAAAUCCUUCGGGAAUUCAAACUAAUGUAUGGACGAAGACUAUGAUAGCCAAGACGGAGGAACAGGAUCUAAGUAUAAAUGAGAGACAGUUUGAUGAUGAGGAUGUGGAAUCCUGGGAAAAUCAAGAACUGUUUGAUAUGAUCGAGGAAGAGAUUCAAGAACCGUUGUCGCCGGAACAAAGGACAGCCGAGCAGUUAUUUGAGAAUGCACAGAAUAUCUUAAAUGCAAUGCGUGCUAACAAGUCUGAGGGUUAUGAAUUGCUCAUCGGAGCAGCUAAGUUGGGUCAUCGAGAAGCCAGAUCUAUAUUGGCAUGGGCAAGAUUACUUGGAUCUCGUUUGGGUCCUGCGUCUCUGCGAGUAUCUAUUGACGAUAUACCUAGUAUAUUUGAAAUAUUCAAAGAGCUUGCAGACACCGGACUUCCAUCUGCUCAUAUGGGAAUGGGAUUUUUAUAUGCGACUGGUAUUGGUGGCGUUAAUGCGUCUCAAGGAAAAGCUUUACUUCAUUAUACUGUUGCUGCUCUUGGUGGAGAUACUCGGGCUCAAAUGGUUAUGGGAUAUCGCCAUUGGGCAGGAGUAACAACACCAGCGUCUUGCGAGAGAGCUCUGGAUUUUUACCGAAAAGUGGCGAAGAAAGUCGCGGAGGAAGUAUCGUUAAGUGGCGGCCCGGUAGUCCAACGUGUUCGAUUAUUAGACGAACACGAAAAUCCGGGAUACAGUUCCGGAAUCUUCGAUCAGGAUUUAAUAGAAUAUUAUCAGUUGUUAGCCAAGAAGGGUGAUACUCAGGCGCAAGUCGGACUAGGUCAGCUUCAUUAUCAAGGAGGCAGAGGAGUUCCUUUAGAUCAUGAAAGGGCUGUACAAUACUUUCAACAUGCUGCUGAUGCUGGCAAUCCAGUCGCUAUGGCUUUCCUUGGAAAGAUUUACUUAGAAGGAAGUGAAAUCGUCAAACAAAAUAAUGAAACAGCAUAUAAAUAUUUCAAGAAAGCUGCAGAAUUAGGCAAUCCAGUAGGUCAAAGUGGAUUGGGUCUGAUGUACUUAUAUGGAAUGGGAGUAGAAAGAAAUACUGCUAAAGCGUUGCAAUAUUUCAGUCAAGCUGCAGAACAAGGCUGGGUUGAUGGACAACUGCAAUUGGGCAAUAUGUAUUUUAGCGGUACAGGUGUCAGACGAGAUUACAAAUUGGCAAAUAAAUAUUUCAGCUUAGCCAGUCAAUCUGGUCAUGUACUGGCAUAUUACAAUCUCGCUCAGAUGCACGCCACUGGUACUGGAAUGAUGAGAAGUUGUCCGACAGCUGUAGAAUUAAUGAAAAACGUUGCCGAAAGAGGAAAAUGGAGCGAUCAAUUGAUGAUGGCGCAUAAUGAUUAUAGAGACGGCAGAAUAAACGAAGCCUUUCUGAAUUACGCUCUAUUUUCCGAAAUGGGUUACGAGGUCGCACAAAGUAAUGCGGCGUUUAUUUUGGAUAAAGGAGAGACGGAUGUUCUAUCAGAAGAAGAAGGUUUAGUUAGAGCUUUGGCGCUGUGGGCGCGAGCUGCCGCGCAAGGAUAUUCUGCGGCACAAGUAAAACUCGGCGAUGCGCAUUACUACGGCAGAGGAACGAAAAUCGAUUAUGAGGCCGCUGCGGGUCACUAUCGUUCAGCAUCCGAGCAACAGCACAACGCUCAGGCCAUGUUCAAUUUGGGAUACAUGCACGAACGUGGUCUAGGUUUAGCAAAAGAUCGUCAUUUAGCUAAGCGAUGUUACGAUUUAGCCGCGGAUGCUAGCCCUGAUGCCCGAAUACCUGUAGCGCUAGCCUUGAUCAAACUUUCCUUCCUAUUUGGCCUCGAUUAUUUGCAGGAAUUCAGUUUGGUCGAUCAAUUGGAUAAGUGGGAUCAAUUGCUGGGACAAAAUUGGGAUCUAUAUCUUAUCGGAUUUCUCACAGGAAUGCUCAGUCUUAUUAUAUACUUCCGCAGACCGCAACCACCUCCCCCACCGAGACCUCCUGUUAACUAAAUUUUAUACUUUCAUUCAUUAUAUCUCAUAUACAUAUAUAUAUAAAUAUACAUAGAUUUUUCUAGAUUAAGCUUGGAAAGAAUUUUAUAAGAGAUUCGUAUUCGCGUGCGAGAAAUCAUUUUUGAUAAUACGAUUCGUCUUUCCGAUGAUGCAGGUAAAACAACCUCGCGUUCACAAUAUUUGAGUGUUUUAAAUGUGUGUAUCAUAGUAAUUUAUUUCUAACACAUAGACUAUUGGAAAUAAUUUACUUUUAAAUUUGUCGAGGAUCAUAUAACGCUGCCUUUGACAUUGGUAAUUUUUAUUUUGCUUAGCUCUACAAUUUUCUUGUAUGUUUAAUUGAUUAAUACGCAGACUUUGAGCUUAGUUCCUAGUUUAUCAAAUUCCAUUACUACGCUCAAUGUAUGUCGUGUGAAUAGAAAUAUCUGUAAAUGAACAAGUUUAUUAGAAACAACUGAUUUUUUUCUUUUGGCGAAACAAUAUAAUCAAAUUCACUCCAUACAUCAUAUUACUUUUAUAAAGAUAUAGUAUUGAUGGUGAUGUUUUUGCAGCAAUAUAGUUUUUUGCAAUGAUUUUGUACUAUGAAAUCAAUUAUAACUUUCUUCUGUAAUACAAAUUUAUAAUUAUCUUAGAU